AUGCCGGGCUCCAUCCACGACCAGGAACAAGAACAGGACCAGUCCAUGAUGGACGCCGAACGGGAACCCACCCCGCCGGGUAACCCCAUCCUGUUGGAGGAGAAACACAUUGUCGUGCUUCCUGGUUCAACAGAGACCGCUGCAUCCUUCCAGUUUGCCGGCGAGGGCCACACGAUGGGUAAUGCGCUGCGAUAUGCGAUUAUGAAGAACCCCGCCGUCGAGUUCUGCGGCUACACUAUUCCUCACCCCUCGGACGCAAAAAUGCACCUUCGUAUUCAGACCUCCGACUCUACUACUGCCCUCGAGGCCCUGGAGAAGGGCAUGAAUGACCUCAUGGACCUGUGCGAUGUUGUGACAGAAAAGUUCACUGACGCGCGGGAUCAAUUCAACGCCGAGUCUGGUGAUCGGAUGCAGUCGUGA
Penicillium lagena is the source of this 420-nucleotide messenger RNA. Its product is annotated as DNA-directed RNA polymerase core subunit RPC19. Bases 1 to 420 code for a protein of 139 amino acids. Gene Ontology annotation, cellular component: RNA polymerase III complex; RNA polymerase I complex. Gene Ontology annotation, molecular function: protein dimerization activity; DNA binding; DNA-directed RNA polymerase activity. Gene Ontology annotation, biological process: DNA-templated transcription. The transcript is spliced from 4 exons. The record is from RefSeq and is a predicted model, not a curated record. NCBI's taxonomy places the organism in Eukaryota, Fungi, Ascomycota, Eurotiomycetes, Eurotiales, Aspergillaceae.